GAUGUCAUGGGCUUUGCAGUCUUGUUGGCUUGCUGCCAGGCUGUGGUCGGUGCAGUACAAGAGUUCAGCAGCGAUGAUAGCUCCCAAUGCGUCCACUUCCACAGGCCUGGGAAGGUUCUCAUCUACAAGAAGGACACAGCAGUCUUUCCCAUCGGCAUCUCGGUGCCUUCAGAUCUGGUUGCCGAGUCCAUUCCGCGAAAGGUGAGAGUGCAUGCUGCCUUUGUCGGAAGUUCGUGUGGGGGAGAGGUUUCUGAAUACAAGUUUGGACCAAUGGAAGAAGACAGGUAUCAGGACUUCUACCGGCGACACCGCUUUGCACACACCAAAAGAAAGGGCGGAUGGGAUGCUGUGAGGCACGCUGAAAUCCUGGCGAUGGGAACCGUGCCAAACUUUGCUGGUUUGGACAAGGCGCCACACCUGGCAGUGCCCUUCGUGCCGAAAGCCUUGUUGCUGAAAACCGAAGAGUUGCUGCCAUACUCCAAGCGUUUGGAAGCUGCUUACAACGCCACGGUGGAACAACUGCUUGACCAUACCAGGAGGUGUCUGACGGCAGAGUCCAUGGCAGCGCGAGUUCUGAGGGAGAUGGGCCUGUGGCCUACGCAACGACCCUUGCGGCUCCUGUACAUCACCUGUGGCUUUGGGUUUAGUGGUGCAGGCGAUGGCUGGCAGGGUCCCGUGAGCAUUGGCAUCUUUCUGGGGCUCCAUGCCUUGCUCCGACAGUGGCCAGGUUCACGGAUCGUGGACGCUCCUGCCAUGGAACCAGAUCCCAGUAUAUGGCCUGAGGAGACUGUGCACAGGUCCAAUUUCUGGUAUUUGGCAAAAGAUAGCGAUCCCUGGAUUCACGAAGAAGAUCUACGGCAAAGGAUGUACGGCUAUGGUUUUUCCUAUGCCAGACGAUUGAGCCUGAAGGACCUAGCGACGCAAGCUGAACGUGAUGCAGUGCCUGACAGUCUGUUCCGUCAUGAGUUCGAUGGAGUCAUCUACGGCAAGGUGGGCCCUGCGCAGGGCUGUGAUCCAUUGCCCUUCUUUGAUGUGGUACGAAAUGCAGGAUACCCUGCAGAGCGCGUGGCGUUGAUCUACGGUGGCGAUUUCGGACUGGAGACAAAGAGGGUAGCAGAGCAUGCUCGGUACUACUCCGGCUAUGGCAUCAUCUUCUUUCGCGAGAUGAUUGCACCGCCUGAAGACUUUCACUGGAUCUCAGCUCAAGUCUUUCCAAGAGCCUGCUACGCCGAUCCUGGUUGGAAUCGCUUUUUUCAGCUUUGGAGAAAACGCUUAGACUGCCCGGCCUGUGAUGAUGUGGAUCGAAAUGUGCGAGACGAACUUUGGGAUCAUUUAUGGCCGGUUUCGCGGGGCUUCUCUUGGCAGACAGGGAACGGCUUGGAAGUGCUGCCGCCUUGUUGGAGUGGACUCCUUCUCUUGGCCUUUCCUAUGCUAAAAACGUCUGCUGAAGCUGAGCUGAAAGACUUGUGUGACUUUUUCAACCGCCAACUACACCAGGCAGCGCGGCAUGUGACCUUUGGCCGAUGUGUUCUGCCGCGGCCGCGCUGCAAAGGCUCCAUUGCCUUUCGAGGGGCUUUUGGAGUGCAACCAUCUGAGGUGAAAACCUUCGUUCGUUCAAUCUGUAGAAAGUUGAGUCGAAAAUGCGCGGUCAGGGGAACUGUGAAGCAAUAG
Cladocopium goreaui is the source of this 1671-nucleotide messenger RNA. Lineage: Eukaryota; Dinophyceae; Suessiales; Symbiodiniaceae. The record is from the annotation of a GenBank genome assembly.